This is a messenger RNA of Mercurialis annua (annual mercury), 2732 nucleotides long. Its product is annotated as YTH domain-containing protein ECT4-like. Gene Ontology annotation, molecular function: mRNA binding. Lineage: Eukaryota; Viridiplantae; Streptophyta; Magnoliopsida; Malpighiales; Euphorbiaceae. The coding region runs from base 302 to 2413 and encodes 703 amino acids. The transcript is spliced from 8 exons. The record is from RefSeq and is a predicted model, not a curated record. Gene Ontology annotation, cellular component: cytoplasm. Gene Ontology annotation, biological process: mRNA destabilization.
CAUUUUGGGAUUAUUUAUACAUUCAUAAAUCCAUUCCCUAAAAAAUAAAAUUUCGUUUAACAGGAAAAAAAAAGAACCGCCUUUUUCCUCUCUUUUCAUUUUUCCUAUUCGCGUUUCUUUCUUGUUUUGGGGUUAGGGUUUUGAAUUUUUAUUCAUGGAUUACUAAACUAAUCCAAAUGUUGACCACUAAAUUCUAUUCGUCUGUUCGUAAAUUCAUUGUUCUUACUAUUAAUUUUCAAUUAGGUCCUUGUUCUAGGUUAAGCAUCAUGGCUUGAUUCUGCUCUGGAGUGGCAGGUCUGGAAUGGAUAUGUAUUAUACUAGUUCUGGACAUGCAAAUUUUACUAACAACUAUAUGACUCAAGGUUCCGAAAACCCUUAUUUGACGAGUCCGGUGCUUGAACAAAUUGAAGCUAUGUAUAACGAAGGCGCCCCUGAGUAUUUUGUUGAUCAGGGCAUACAUUACCCUACUGCCAAUAAUUAUGGAUACUAUUGUACAGGAUUUGAAUCACCUAGCGAAUGGGAGGACCAACGUAGGAUUUUUGGUGCAGAUGGUCCUGAAUUCCAAUAUGCGGGUGCACAAACUGAAAAUUUGCCUUUUGUAUAUUAUACUCCUAGCUAUGGAUAUGCAGAGUCACCCUAUAACCCAUACAACCCUUAUAUUCCUGGUGCCAUGUUAGGCAUUGAUGGUUCAUAUAUAGGAGCACAACAGUAUUACCCCGUCACACCUUAUCAGGACCCUGUGUCUUUACCAGGCUAUGUCCCUGUUGUUGUUCAACCAGAUUUCAUCCCAAGCUAUUAUACAGACCCCUUGCUAGAUUCUAGUGCAGCAUACAAUAGUAGACCCAGUGCAAGAGGUUUAAAACACAAUCAUGGUUCAUCUUCUGCAGCUUUUCCCAAGAACCAAACUAAAUCUGUUUUAAAUCAGACUAAUUCAUUGUCCAAGAUGUCAGAAGGCCCAAAAUUUAAUGGUGGAACUAGCAAGCAAUCUUUAACACAUGGAAGUGUUUCUUCUGGUAGUUUUCCAACUACAGCCUCAUCACGUAUGCUUGAGGGCAGAGGCGCUUCUGUUUCAAUUCCAGUGGAUAAAUUUUCGAAUGAGAAAGUUCUCUCUUAUUCUAGCCAAUUAAAAGUUCCAGUCCCUGCCAAUAAUGGCUUUUCUGAAUUUGGAUCAAGUGCUCUUGGAGACACUAGUGUGGAUAAGCUGCAGUCUAAGAUUCAUGUCGGCGGAACUUUCCAUGAUGUGAAUGGUCGAUCGGAUGCUUUGGGCGACCAGAAUCGUGGACCUAGAAUAAAUAAACCAAAGAAUCAACUGGUUGUUAAAGCCUUCACAGACAAAGUGGGAGAUCCUAAUGCACAAGGAAACAUGAUUAUAUACACUGAUCAGUUUAACAAAGAUGAUUUCCCGCUUGAUUAUAUUGAUGCAAAAUAUUCUGUAAUUAAGUCAUAUAGCGAAGAUGAUAUCCACAAGAGCAUCAAGUAUAACGUUUGGUCAUCUACACCCCAUGGAAAUAAGAAGCUGCAGAGUGCCUAUGAGGAUGCACAAAAAAUAGUUGCCCGAGAACAUCGGCCCUGUCCUAUCUUUCUGUUCUUUUCUGUCAAUGCAAGUGGUCAAUUCUGUGGUGUUGCAGAGAUGAUUGGGCCGGUUGACUUUCUAAAGGACAUGGAUUUUUGGCAGCAAGAUAAAUGGAGUGGUAGCUUCCCAGUCAAGUGGCAUUUUAUUAAAGAUGUUUCAAAUUCAAGCUUUAGACACAUUAUCUUGGAGAAUAAUGAGAAUAAGCCAGUUACUAAUAGCAGAGACACUCAAGAGAUUUUAUUCAAGCAAGGUCUCGAGAUGUUGAAGAUAUUUAAAGAUCACUCAUCGAAGACAUCAAUACUUGAUGACUUUUUGUAUUACGAGAAUCGUCAGAGAAUUAUGCAGGAAGAGAAAGGGAGACUUGUAUUUAGAAAUUUUGAGAGUCCGUACUUAGUACCUGUUCCUGCCCGCAAACUUGAUCCUCUUGUCGAGCUACCUCCAAGUAUAGGAGAGAAGACCAAGAAGCAGAUCGUUUACAGCAUCAUGAAGAAAACUGAUCCAUCUUCCACAGAGAAGGCUUUUUCAAAUACUGGUGUUGCGAAUGUAAUUACUGGGUGUGGGACUUCUGAUAAAAUAAUAACCAACUCGGGAGAUGAUAUUUCAUCUGGUUUGAAGAUCGGUUCUCUCAGUAUUAAUACAAAGCAGGCUGAACCCAAGCCCUCCUUUUCUGGUACUACGGUUGCUAGUACUGGUCCAGCUGGUAUUGUUACAGUAGGAUCAGUGCCUAUUAAAGUUAAUGGAGCUGAAUCUUCUGGUUUUUUAAGAGUUGGCAGUAUCCCGCUUGAUCCGAAGGUACUACAGUGUGAAAAAGGUGGUUCUCUUACUAAACGUCCGUCUUAACUUUUGAAUAAAGCUGCGGAAGGUUUAUCUUUUUUUGGGAUGUGAUUGUGUCUGAGCAUGUUCUUCAUGUAUUUUUUGCAUGUUUGCAGAGUCGAGCUCAAUUUAUAGGCUAUAGGAGUUGAUUGUUAUCAUCAGUUUCUUUUCCUAUAUUCCUUUUUUCAGCUUUACCUGAUGCUAUUCUUUUCAAUUUACUUAUAUUUUAUCAUGCAUUUGAUUCUGGCGGGUCUCUGUUUUUGCUACAGAAAAGUAUGAAAUACAAUGUAAUUUCUUCUCCUUCAAUAUUAAAGAUAAAAAAAAUGAUAGUCUUCUUUUUGCUUCA